Molecule: messenger RNA, 831 nt
Organism: Sturnus vulgaris (Common starling)
Lineage: Eukaryota; Metazoa; Chordata; Aves; Passeriformes; Sturnidae
Source: RefSeq, a predicted model, not a curated record
CAGAGGUUGUGGCACUGUGCUGCAGCUGAGAGCAGAACCACCUGAUGCCUCAUUUCUAUAUCCACCUCUUCAGGUCUAUCUGCUUAUUUAUUGGUUUCAUUGCACUGUUGGGUUUUUGUAAUCUUGUCCAUCUGUUACACACAAAAGCUGGGUUUGUAAAUGUUAGAUUGCUUGUUCUCCAAUGAAUGAUCCUCUUGUGUUUUGCUGUAGAAGCAGCUGAGCAGCGUUCCAGUGUAGGAUGCUUCGCCAUGCCCUAGGAAAAACCUUCCGGUUUCUGGGGUACACGGUGCAAUAUGGCUGCAUAGCACACUGUGCCUUUGAGUACCUUGGAGGAAUUGUUGUGUGCUCUGGACCUUCAAUGGAACCAACCAUUCAAAACUGUGAUAUUGUGUUUUCAGAGAACCUCAGCCGUCACUUUUACUGCAUUCGAAAAGGAGAUAUUGUAAUUGUGAAAAGCCCAAAUGACCCCAAAUCAAAUAUCUGUAAAAGAGUAAUUGGCUUGGAAGGGGAUAAAGUCUGCACAAGCAACCCUUCAGAUUUCCUUAAGAGUCACAGCUAUGUGCCUAAAGGACAUGUUUGGUUAGAAGGUGAUAAUCUCAGGAAUUCUACAGAUUCCAGGUGCUAUGGACCUGUUCCUUAUGGGCUGAUAAGAGGACGCAUUUGUCUAAAGAUAUGGCCUCUUAAUGACUUUGGAUUUCUACGUGCAAGCCCCAAUGGCCACAGAUUUCUUGAUGAUUAAAAGACUUAAGUUACUAUUGACAGUUUUCAUAGUAUUUUCUACUAGAAUGAAUGGAACUAUUUUUGUUUAGAAUAAACACAAAUAUUACUUGA